Messenger RNA from Miscanthus lutarioriparius, 1497 nucleotides. The record is from the annotation of a GenBank genome assembly. Lineage: Eukaryota; Viridiplantae; Streptophyta; Magnoliopsida; Poales; Poaceae.
AUGGAAGAGAGGGUGCCGCUUCUGCCGCAGUACACGUUGCGGAACGGCGACGGACGGGAGGAGAAGUGCGGCGGCGGCGUGAGGUGGUGGAGGGACCUGCUGGCGCGGGAGGCCGGCAAGGUCGGUUGCGUGGCCCUGCCGAUGGCGGCCGUGAGCGUGUCGCAGUACGCGGUGCAGGUGGCGUCCAACAUGAUGGUCGGCCACCUCCCCGGCGUCCUCCCGCUCUCCGCCUCCGCCAUCGCCACCUCCCUCGCCACCGUCUCCGGUUUCAGCCUCCUCAUUGGGAUGGCAAGUGGAUUGGAAACUCUAUGCGGUCAAGCCUAUGGGGCAAAACAGUAUGACAAACUGGGGAUGCACACCUAUAGAGCUAUAGUCACACUCAUUGUUGUGAGCAUUCCAAUUUCACUUCUGUGGGCAUUCAUAGGCAAACUCCUGAUCCUCAUAGGUCAGGACCCCUUGAUCUCAAAGGAAGCUGGGAGAUACAUAGCCUGGCUGAUUCCAGGUCUCUUUGCAUACGCCAUCAGCCAGCCUCUCACAAAAUUUCUACAGUCUCAGAGUCUGAUAUUUCCUAUGCUUUGGUCCUCCAUUGCAACUUUGCUCUUGCACAUUCCUCUUUGUUGGUUAUUAGUGUUCAAGACCAGUUUGGGGUAUAUUGGAGCUUCUUUGGCGAUAAGCUUGUCAUAUUGGUUAAAUGUGAUUAUGCUUGCUGCUUACAUCAGAUAUUCGAAUUCUUGUAAGGAAACCCGCUCACCUCCUACUGUUGAGGCUUUCAAAGGAGUUGGUGUGUUUCUACGCCUAGCUCUGCCAUCUGCACUGAUGUUGUGUUUCGAAUGGUGGUCUUUUGAGAUCCUUAUUCUUGUCUCAGGGAUUUUACCAAAUCCAGAGCUGCAAACUUCAGUUCUUUCAAUCUGUUUGACGACUAUCUCGUUAAUGUAUACUAUACCUUAUGGGCUUGGAGCGGCUGCAAGCACUAGGGUAGCAAAUGAAUUGGGUGGUGGUAACCCUGAAGGAGCUCGAUCAUCUGUUCGGGUUGUCAUGUGUAUUGCAGUGAUGGAAGCAGUUAUAAUCACAGUUAUAUUGUUAGCGUCACAGCACAUCUUGGGCUAUGCAUAUAGCAGCGAUAAGGAUGUUGUCAUGUAUGUCAAUGCAAUGGUUCCCUUUGUGUGCGUCUCUGUUGCUGCUGACAGUCUACAAGGUGUUCUAUCAGGUAUCGCCCGAGGAUGCGGGUGGCAACACUUGGGCGCCUAUGUCAACCUGGGCUCGUUCUAUCUCGUUGGGAUUCCAACAGCACUCUUCCUCGGUUUUGUUCUGAAGAUGGAGGCGAAAGGGCUUUGGAUGGGCAUUUCCUGCGGCUCCAUAGUGCAGUUCUUACUUCUUGCCGUUAUAACAUUCUUCAGCAACUGGCAGAAGAUGUCUGAGAAGGCAAGGGAGAGAGUUUUCAGCGAUGAGCCGUCAGAUAAGGAACCUUUGGAAUCGGAUGGAUCGAAUUUGUUCUAA